Messenger RNA from Mesocricetus auratus (golden hamster), 705 nucleotides. RefSeq names its product prolactin-like. NCBI's taxonomy places the organism in Eukaryota, Metazoa, Chordata, Mammalia, Rodentia, Cricetidae. Gene Ontology annotation, biological process: mammary gland development; positive regulation of receptor signaling pathway via JAK-STAT; positive regulation of cell population proliferation. Bases 1 to 651 code for a protein of 216 amino acids. The record is from RefSeq and is a predicted model, not a curated record. The transcript is spliced from 4 exons. Gene Ontology annotation, molecular function: prolactin receptor binding; hormone activity. Gene Ontology annotation, cellular component: extracellular region.
AUGCUUCAGCUUCUGUUAGUGUCAAACCUUCUCCUAUGGGAGUAUGUGGUCUCUGUACCCGUAUGCCUUGACAUAGAAGAAUACAACAAAUUGACAAUUGAAGAACUCUUUGAUCGUGCAAUUAUCAAGGCUCAAUACACCUCUAACCUCACUAGACAAAUGUCUGAGGAGUUUGAUGAAAACUUUGCCAAAAGCCUGGGAUACAAAGACAGGAACUCCAGCACCUGUCACACUGCUUCCCUUGCUACUCCAGAAAACAUUGAACAAAUCCAACAGACACAAUUAGAUGACCUUCUGAAAGUGAUGAUCAGCAUUUCACGAGCCUGGUAUCACCCUCUGGAACACCUAGUGAAUGCAGUGGCUGCUCUAAAAGGGGCCUUUGAGACCAUGUGGUUGAAAGUCAAAGAGGUAGAGGAAAAAAACCAAGAACUUCUAAAGGAAAUUAAGGAAAUCCUUGUCAGGGUUCAUCCUGGGGCUGAAGAAAAUGUCUACCCUGCUUGGAUGGGACUGGCAGAGGUGAGGUCAGCCAAUGAAGACACUCACCAUUUUGCUCUUAGUAACCUGUUUCGAUGCCUACACAGUGACACUGUCAAGGUUGCUACUUAUCUUGAGAUUCUGAAGUGCAGAGUCAUCCAUAACAACAACUGUUAAGCAUAUACCCAUUCAGCUACUAAUAGGAUUGUUCCUGUUCAUCCAGACUAUCAA